Halichondria panicea is the source of this 6367-nucleotide messenger RNA. RefSeq lists its product as uncharacterized. NCBI's taxonomy places the organism in Eukaryota, Metazoa, Porifera, Demospongiae, Suberitida, Halichondriidae. Gene Ontology annotation, molecular function: ATP binding; protein binding; protein kinase activity. The record is from RefSeq and is a predicted model, not a curated record. Gene Ontology annotation, biological process: positive regulation of protein catabolic process; protein ubiquitination; protein phosphorylation. The transcript is spliced from 12 exons. Bases 124 to 5256 code for a protein of 1710 amino acids.
CAAUAAUGAGAUAGAAAUCCAAGAAUAAAAUCUGAUGCGGGCGGUGGACCAGAAACCAGAGUAUCACUUGGAGUGGCCUAAAGACAUUGUGAAUGUACAUGUAAAUCACAUGUAUCACAGUAUAUGUACAACCACAGAGCUAGAGGUGUGCAAUUAAAUAUGGCAGAACAAAGUCUUCUGCAUCUUGCUUGUAAGAAUGGACACUAUCAGACUGUGGAAACUCUCCUGAACCAUGAAUACGAUGUGAACGGAACAGAUGAUAAAGGAUUCACUCCUCUCAUGUGGGCAUGUUUAUAUGGUCACACUGACAUUGCAAUACUGCUGCUGAGUAGAGGAGCACAAGUGAACAUGCAAAUGAAUAUUGGUGGGUUUGCUCUGAUGGUAGCAAGUCAAUAUGGACAUAGCGAUGUCGUUAAAGUAUUGAUAGAAAACGGAGCACAAGUGAACAUGCAAGAUAAUAAUGGGCAGUUUGCUCUGAUUCUAGCGAGUCAAAAUGGACAUAGCGAUGUCGUUAAAAUAUUGAUAGAAAACGGAGCACAAGUGAACAUGCAAGAUAAUAAUGGGCAGUUUGCUCUGAUUCUAGCAAGUCUUAAUGGACAUAGCGAUGUCGUCAAAGUAUUGAUAGAAAAAGGAGCACAAGUAAACAUGCAAAAUAAUAAUGGGUGGUCUGCUCUGAUGCUAGCAAGUCAAAAUGGACAUAGUGACGUCAUUAAAGUAUUGAUAGAAAAAGGAGCACAAGUGAACAUGCAAGAUAAUAAUGGGGGGUAUGCUCUGAUGAUAGCAAGUCAAAAUGGACAUAGCGAUGUUGUCAAAGUAUUGAUAGAAAAAGGAGCACAAGUGAACAUGCAAGAUAAUAAUGGGGGGUCUGCUCUGAUGAUAGCAAGUCUUAAUGGACAUAGCGAUGUCGUCAAAGUAUUGAUAGAAAAAGGAGCACAAGUGAACAUGCAAAUGAAUAAUGGGGGGUCUGCUCUGAUGAUAGCAAGUCAAAAUGGACAUAGCGAUGUUGUCAAAGUAUUGAUAGAAAAAGGAGCACAAGUGAACAUGCAAACGAAUGAUGGGUGGUCUGCUCUGAUGGUAGCGUGUUAUAAUAAGAGAAAGGAAGUUGUUCAGAUAUUGCUUGACAAUCACGCUGAUACAAAUAUUCGUGAUAGCAGUGGUAAAAAUGCACUUAUUGUGGCAACUGUAGCAGGGCAUGCUGAUAUAGUUGAGUUGUUACUACCCUACGAGCACAGAGACACUACCUCAAGCAGCAGUACAUCCACAGAAGAACCUCCAGCAAAUCGGGUAAAGAUUGAAAAAGGACAAGAUGAUGUUUCACUGGUUAAAGAGGUAGCAGCAAUCACCAACGCAGUACAGGAGAAAGAUGUAGAUGCUCUUCCUACAAAAAUUAUGCGACCUCAAACAGUUACUGAAGGACCACCCGUUAAUCGAGUCACUCUCCAAGAACUAGUAAGGCGACACAGUCUGACUGACGAGCAACUCAACAGUGAAAUAGUGGAGUCUGAUAUUCCCUACGUGGCCAAAUAUUUUGAUGGGGUGAUAAUCUAUUCGAGUGCAAUGGGACUGACUCCUGCUGAAUUAGCCGAUGUGAAGGAUUUGUCCUAUAGAAAAGGAAUUCAAGUAGCCAUGACUGAAUGCUUGAUUCUCUGGAAAAGACACGAUCCUGUUACAGCAACUCACAAAGUUCUACUGGAGCUGUUACUGAAAUUAAGAAAAGAGGAAGUAGCUGAUCAAAUCUGUCAGCAUUUGACUAAAUGUAAACCAUCUUCAUCUACUGCAGCAGCUAACAAGGAGUAUAUAUCAGAUGGCCUGGUUCUGUUCAAAGAUAAGCCCAUCGGAAGUGGUGCAUUCGGUGCUGUAUUCAGAGGAGAACUGAAUGGACAGCCUUGUGCUAUCAAAUUGCUAUAUGCACUUGCCAGUGAAAUGCAAACAAAAGUACCAACAGCAAGUCUCGCCUCAAUAGAUUCUGUUGAGAGGUUUCGUAAAGAAUGUGAAUUCCUUGAGUCGUUUCAACACCCCAAUAUUGUCCGUCACCUAGCAACCAAGAAAUAUCCCAAGACGAACCAUCUCGCCCUUGCUCUAGAACUGAUGGACUGCAACCUGCGACAAUACUUCACUCCUCAGCCUGACAAAGAACCCAUCAAGCUCUCGCUAGCAAUCCAGACCAGCCUCUGUCAUGACAUAGCCUCGGCACUCAAGUACAUCCACUCACGAGGGGUGGUACACAGGGACCUCUGUGGAGAGAACAUUCUGCUGUCCUGUGGAGGGGAAACCCCCGUUGCUAAAGUGUGCAAUUGCGAAAUGUCUAAACUCACCAAGAAUGAUACUCAUGGUGUAGCACUGCAAGCAUUUGCUCACAAUGGAUUCAUGCCACCAGAAGCUACUGACAUGGAGUCAUCGUAUUAUAACUCGAAAUUUGAUAUCUACUCAUUUGGUGCUCUAAUGGUUCAAAUUGUCCGCCAUCUUCCCACCAUUAAAGAUCGUAAAUAUCGUAAAUAUGAAUUGAAACUGAUCAAUGAAACUCACCCCAUCAAGGAACUUAUAAUUGAUUGUUUGAAUGAAAACAGAGACGAUCGACCCUCAGCUGCUCACCUAAAGAGGAGACUGGAAGGCCUUCAAUUAUCAUCCAAGUCUGAGCAAGCUCUUAAUGAAGCCAUGAAGGAAGGAUUUGUCCGUGUGAACACUACCAAUAUCUUAUUCUUUGGAAUGGCAGGCACUGGUAAAACUUCCACUAAGCAUCUCCUUCUGGGACUGCCUCCUCCUGAUGAUCGAAAUAGCACUCCAUUAGCUACCAAAGCAGAGAGGAUACGACAAAUUCGUGACACUACAAAGCUGAAAACGGAAGCUCAAGAAGAUCCCUCUAGGUCAUGGAAACCAGUAGUUAGUGAUGACUUACAACGCAUUGUUGCUGAUGCUAUUAAAUCUCAUGUGACCAGCUCAGAUCCUAACUCUAAAGCAUCUGCUAUUCCACAAGAACUCAACAUCGCUCUGAAGCAACUUGAACCUAGCAAUGAAAUCGGUGCGCCAGUUGAUGCGAGAGCAACUAAACCAUCAGUAGCUGGAGCAAAAAUAACGCUUAGUAAGCAAGAAAAAAAGAAGAGUAAAUUUCUGAACACGGUUUCGAAUGUAAUAGCGAAUAUUCAGCGAUUUUCUGGCGCUGAUCGUACUGCAGUUCAAGAAAAGUUUGGAUCUCAUUGGAUCUACAUAAUCGAUAGUGGUGGGCAACCACAUUUUCAUAAUCUUCUACCACUCUUCAUGCCCAAGAUUUCUGUAGCUUUGUACAUUCUUCGUCUCUCUGACUGCCUGGACGAUCAUCCGCUGGUUGAAUACUACAAGGACAAUAAGCCAGUUGGUGAAGUUUUCAAGUCACAUCUUUCAGUUCUGGAUAACUUCAAGUAUCUUUUGCAGUCGAUUCAAUCUCACAGUAAAGAGUGCAAGCUGGUAUGCAUUGGUACUCACAAAGACCAUAAAUCUAAAUGCAAGGAAACAUUAUCCGACAAGAAUAAAACGUUGUUAAACUUUGCAGAUAAAGAUAGCAUUAAAAAGUUGACUAUGUUUUUCAAUUUGGGGUUAAAAGAUGUUAUAUUUCCUGUGGAUUGUAAGAACUGCGAUUCUGACAGUAAGGAAGUGGCAAAGACAAUUCGUGAAUGUAUUCACAAAGCAUCUCAAGAGCUGAAUAAGAAUGAAAUCCUGGUCCCUUUUUGGUGGUUUGUUUUGGAAAUUAUUGUCGAGAAGGUUUCGAACGAUGAAAAAAGAAAAGUUUUAAGCAAGAAUGAAUGCGCAGAAAUUGCAGAAGUAUUACAUAAUUUUCACGAAGAUGCACUGUGUGAAGCUUUAAAAUUUUUCCAUGAGCAUCACAUAUUUCACUACUAUCCUGCCAUUUUACCAAAUGUGGUAUUCUGUGAUACUCAAGUGCUUCUCGAUAAAGUAACAGAGCUUGUCGAGUAUGCUGCAUACAUGCGAGGAUCAUCUGGGUUCGGAACCUGGUUAAAUUUUACCAAUAAAGGAAUGAUUACGAUUGAACUUUUAUCUGAGAAUAGUUUUGAAAAGCACUACGUCGAUGGACUCUUUGCACCCAUUCAUCUCAUUGCAAUAUUCAAGCACUUGCUGAUAGCCACACCAUUUCCACAAGAAGUCACUCAAGAGAAGCGUUUCUAUAUGCCAUCACUUCUAUCUUUGCUCCCAUCAACUCAAGUCAAUGACAAACGGGCUGAUUUGCUUAAGACCGGUUUGAUCCCACUCGUUUUACACUUCAAAAAUAAUUGGCAAUGCUGUGGAGUGUUUUGCUGUCUCCAAGUGUACUUGAUUAAAGAAUGUGAAUGGGAAAUUGAAAUGUAUGCUCACCAGCCGAGUAGAAACUUUGUACAAUUGAUUCAUCUAAAGCGAGACUGUACUAUCACGCUAAUUGACGGGUUUUCAAUCCUCGAAAUUCAUUCCAGCAAUAAUCAAAAAGAAAUACUGUCGUUGAUAUAUGCAAAUAUUCAAUCUGGUCUUCGAUCUGCUUACAAAGCCCUGAAAUACACGUAUGAGGAUCCUGAAUUUGCAUUUUUGUGUCCCUGCAUUUCGCAAACACUUUCUCAAAACUCCAUCUCUAGUGCAAGUCCCCAAGUGCCCCACCACCCAGCUCGUGUUCUGGCUGAGGACGGUGUAAUGAGGUGUACUCUAUGCAAUAAUACGUAUGAGCUAGAAGACGGUCAUAAAGAUUGGCUCUCUGCUUGUUGUAAACUGGAAGAUCCUCUAGCCUCAGGACAGCGCAAAAAAUCAGUGAAAGAAGUUCAAACUCGGUCAAAGCGUUCUAAUAAGGAUGUCACUGCACAAGGUAAUGCAGUGACUCCACUAGCCACUCCACACACAACCACUCAGUCAGGAUCGUCACAAGAGGAGCCUACUAGCAGAAACCAAACAGUAGAAAUUGCACAACAACGGUCGUCCAUUGUUCUGACUGGAGAUGAUAUUCUAACAAUUUGUGAGAAGCUGAGAAGUGCAAGCAAAGAUUGGUUCAACUUGGGACUGGCUCUCGGAAUGAAGAUUACCGACUUGGAAGACAUUGAAGAUGCAUACCGCCAUAACCAACGCCGCCUAAUGAAGAUGGUAACCAAGCGUCUUGAAGUCACUGAUUCAGAGCAUCCGAUGACAUGGCCUUACAUAUGUGAAUGUCUAAGGAGGCCUAUUGUUGAGCGUAACGAUGUAGCCGAGGAAAUUGAAGACAAGUAUGUGAGGACAGCAACUGCAGUUGCUCAUAGUGCCACCAAUUGAUCAUGAGAACCUGAUAAGGUGUAGUGCGGUGAUAGAGUUGCUGACUCAGCGAUUAUCAGCCAUCACUCGACUGAGACAACAUGAAGUAUCUUCUCUGACGUUGCUAAGGCCGUUGCUAGGCUACACCAUCGAACAAAACCCAUCAUACAUCGUGACCUUUUGCUGAAUUCCAUAGCACUGGGCGUACUACUGUUCAAGCUGUGCUUCAUGGAUACUCCAUUUGGUGACAACCCUCUAGCCAUAGUUAGUGCUCAGUACAGCAUUCCUGAAGACUCUCCCUACACACAAGACCUGCACAACUUGAGAGGCUACCUGUUGACCUCUGACCCUGAGCUGUGUCCCAGCAAGUGUGUGAGGUGGUGUCCAGGAUCACAGGAACCACCAACCAUGUCACUAAUGUCUUUGCAAACCAACUGAUGCAGCUAACAAGGAGUAUAUAUCAGAGGAUUUGGUUCUGUUUAAAGAUAAGCCCAUCGGAAGUGGUGCAUUCGGUUCAGUAUUUAAAGGAGAACUGAAUGGACAGCCUUGUGCCAUCAAAUUGCUACAUGCAGUUGCCAGUGAAAUACGAACCCAAAUACCAACUGCGAGUCUCGCCUCAACAGAUUCUACUGAGAGGUUUCGUAAAGAAUGUGAAUUCUUUGAGUUGUUUCAACACCCCAAUAUUGUCCGUCACCUAGCAACCAAGAAACAUCCCAAGACGAACCACCUCGUCCUUGCUCUAGAACUGAUGGACUGCAACCUGCGACAAUACUUCACUCCUCAGACUGACAAAGAACCCGUCAAGCUCUCACUAGCUAUCCAGACCAGCCUCUGUGCAAGCAUUCGCUCACAAAGGAUACAUACCACCAGAAGCUACUGACAUGGAGUCAUCGUCCUAUAACUCGAAAUUUGACAUCUUCUCAUUUGGUGUUCUAAUAGUUCAAAUUGUCCGCCAUCUUCCCACCAUUAAAGACGGAAAAUAUCGUAAAUAUGAAUUGAAACUGAUCAAAGAUGCUCACCCCAUCAAGGAACUUAUAAUAGAUUGUUUGAAUGAGAACAGAGACGAUCGACCAUUAGCUGCUCAGCUAAAGUGAAAAUGGACAUAGCGAUGUCGUUAAAGUAUUGAUAGAAA